Messenger RNA from Staurois parvus, 309 nucleotides. The record is from the annotation of a GenBank genome assembly. NCBI's taxonomy places the organism in Eukaryota, Metazoa, Chordata, Amphibia, Anura, Ranidae.
GGCAGGAAAAGCAUUUAAAACCUUUCUCCCUUUAUUUGAUCGUGUCCUUGUUGAGCGUCUUUGUGUCAAGAAACUGUCACCAAAGGAGGAAUUAUGCUUCCUGAAAAAGCUCAAGGCAAAGUUUUGCAAGCAACAGUAGUAGCAGUUGGAGAAGGCUCUAGGGGGCAGCGUGGGGAAGUUUAUCCAGUCAGUGUAGCUGUUGGUGAAAAAGUAUUACUUCCUGAAUAUGGUGGCACCAAAGUUGUGCUAGAUGAUAAAGAAUACUACUUGUUCAGAGAUGGUGACAUUUUGGGAAAAUAUAUGAAAUAA